Paraglomus brasilianum is the source of this 2121-nucleotide messenger RNA. The record is from the annotation of a GenBank genome assembly. Lineage: Eukaryota; Fungi; Glomeromycota; Glomeromycetes; Paraglomerales; Paraglomeraceae.
AUGCUAAUAAGAAAGGCUCAUCAUUUCAUUAAUAAUAAUUUGCGAUGCUUCAAUUCUAAUCGCACAUUCGCUUCAAUUGGUCAACUGACGGAUAGACCUCAGAAUUUGAUCGAGAAGAUUGUUCAAAAAUAUGCCUUAGAUUUGCCUAACCCAUCUUACAAAGUGAAAAGUGGCGAUUUUGUAACCAUACAGCCUGAACAUGUUAUGACCCAUGAUAACACCGCUGCUGUAAUGACAAAGUUCAAGAGCAUUGGCGCUGAAAGAAUAAAGUAUCCUAGACAGGCUGUCUUUACUUUGGAUCAUGACGUGCAGAACAAGUCUGAAAAGAACCUCAAAAAAUAUGCUAGCAUUGAGGAGUUUGCAAAAAGAAAUGGCGUGGAUUUUUACCCGGCGGGAAGAGGAAUAGGCCAUCAAAUUAUGAUCGAAGAAGGGUAUGCCUUUCCGUAUACUUUGACCGUAGCAUCCGAUUCGCACUCCAAUAUGUAUGGAGGGAUAGGAUGUCUGGGAACACCGAUCGUGCGCACAGAUGCUGCAGCGCUUUGGGCAACCGGACGUACGUGGUGGCAGAUACCGCCUGUAGUCCAAGUUGAAUUUACGGGUCAAUUACCGCCUGGGGUCACCGGAAAGGAUGUCAUUAUCGCACUCUGUGGAUUGUUCAACAAUGACGAAAUUCUCAAUUGUGCUAUAGAGUUUACUGGCGUGGGGGUACAAAGUAUUACUCUUGAAGAUAGAUUGGCCAUUGCAAACAUGACGACUGAAUGGGGAGCGCUAGCUGGUGUUUUCCCCGUGGAUGAUAUUACGAUUCGAUGGCUCAGAAAAAGAAUACAAAAGCUAGAGAUCACUCGUUUUCAGAACAAAAACUUACCCCCAGCACUACCAGGGGUCCAUUUCAAACAUCCAAGAAUAUACACUGAAAGAAUCGAUGAUAUCAAGAGAGUGCCAAUCACAUCGUCUGAGAAUGCAGCUUAUGCUAAACACCUGACGCUAGAUCUCUCAAGUGUUUCACCCCAUAUAUCUGGCCCAAACUCGGUUAAGAUUGCCACGCCGCUAUCCCUUCUUGAAAAGCAGAAUAUCUCCAUACAAAAAGCAUAUCUUGUUUCUUGUGUAAAUUCACGUGAAAGUGACUUGCAAGCAGCAGCCGAAGUUAUCAGAGGAAGAAAGGUUUCAGACGGAGUUGAAUUCUACGUGGCAGCAGCCAGUAGCGAAGUACAACAAGAUGCUGAAGAAAGUGGAGCUUGGCAUGAUUUGGUCAAUGCUGGCGCCAAAGUAUUACCAGCCGGUUGUGGUCCAUGCAUAGGACUCGGGACUGGUCUUUUGAAAGACGGUGAAGUUGGUAUAUCUGCCACUAACCGAAACUUUAAAGGUCGUAUGGGAUCUCCUAAAGCGUUAGCAUAUCUAGCAUCACCUGCUGUCGUGGCUGCAUCUGCUAUAGCAGGAAAAAUAGCGGAUCCUGCAACAUUCUCUAAAUCAUUCGAGCAUGCCUCAUAUACCGAAUCACCAAGGAUCUCUAUUAUUUCAACACAAACAUCAAAAAAGCCUACUGUUACUGAAGUUAAACCUGUGAUUUCUGGAUUUCCUGAAUCAAUAAAGGCCGAACUGCUGUUUUGUCACGCGGACAAUUUGAACACUGAUGCAAUUUACCCAGGAAAAUACACAUAUGUGGAUGACUUGACUCCCGAUCAAAUGGCAAAGGUAGUCAUGGAAAACUAUGAUCCCAAGUUUGUAAACUUGGUUCAGCAGGGUGACAUAUUGGUUGGUGGUUUUAAUUUUGGUUCUGGCUCCUCCAGAGAGCAAGCUGCAACGGCCGUUAAAGCAGCUGGAAUCAACUUAUUACUAGCAGGCUCAUUCUCGGAAACUUUCAAGAGAAAUGGUAUUAACAAUGCCUUGCUUCUACUUGAGGCACCCGAGUUGGUAAACGACCUGAAAGAACGACUAGGUGUUAAUAGUCUGACACAAAGGACACAAUGGUUUGCAGAAUUAAGAGUACCAGAAGGAAUAAUAAUAACAAGAGAUGCAAGCGGGAAGGAACUAAAAUAUUAUCAAGUUGAUGUAUUGGGACAAAGUGUCCAAGAAUUGUGGGUUGCGGGGGGCCUUGAGAACUGGGUUAAGCAAACGUUGUAG